AUGCUACACGAGACUCUGCUAUUGAAUUUGGCUCCUGGAUUCACUAUACUAACAACAGACGCUGAGAUGCCGUCUCCACGACAUGCGGGAGCAUCGACCGUCCUCGGAAGUGAAGCGAAAAUCCCUGACCCUCCAAAAUUUACUGAUGCAGAGGCUCUGAAACCUUGUCCCCUCUGUCGAAAGAAUUUCAACGAAGCCGAGUUUACCAAUGACACGUGGUGGAAGUGCCAUGUGAAUGAAGACUUGUUACCAUUUGCGUGUAUUGCAGGACCAUGUUUUCAACCUCCAGCUUUUGCUUGCCGGUCCGAAUGGAGAGCCCACAUGCAGCGGCAUCACGGUAUCUUCUGGCAAAGAAGUCUAGCCGUCCAGAUUAGUGAUAAUAUGCACCCUAACACUCAAGAAAAGUUGGAUGUUGGCCCAUUUGAAGAUGUUUGCCCUCUCUGCUGCAUGCCACUAGUUGGACCUAGUAGAUCAGCAAUCGGUCAGUUCGCAUACCUGAUGUCUUUCACGUCACAGACUGCCGUCGAAAUGCUAACAACGCCUCUAGAUUCCAACGAUGUCAUUGAGAGUCACAAUAUGAAUACAAAGAACGAGACAGGUUUGGACAAGAAGACCGCUACCGGUAUAGCAGAGAUUAUAGAGAACCAUAUGAUGAGUCCCAUGAUGAAUCAUAUCGCUGAUCACCUACAAUUCUUGGCCUUACUCACCGUGCGAUUAUCAGCAAGAAAAAUCACAGAUGGAGAUGAAAAUAGCUUUUCCAGCUCUCCAGCUCUCAGCAGCGAUCAAGAUUCUGAACAAAGAAGCACUUUAGACGAUGAAUCUGAAUUCGUUGAGGGAGACGCAUCCAAGGGACAUGACGGGCAUGAGUUCCUAGCCGACGCCCCUCCAGACCUAGAAUGCCCAGAGAACGAAUGGAUUGAGUCGCUCCUCAGAGAUCUCGGCCAGGAAGCAGAUAUUAGCAUUUCAACAUGCAGACCCCCAAGUUUAUCGCAUUAG
Molecule: messenger RNA, 996 nt
Organism: Trichoderma gamsii
Lineage: Eukaryota; Fungi; Ascomycota; Sordariomycetes; Hypocreales; Hypocreaceae
Exons: 2
Coding region: 1-996 (331 amino acids)
Source: RefSeq, a predicted model, not a curated record